Molecule: messenger RNA, 2329 nt
Organism: Oncorhynchus tshawytscha (Chinook salmon)
Lineage: Eukaryota; Metazoa; Chordata; Actinopteri; Salmoniformes; Salmonidae
Product: enolase-phosphatase E1
Exons: 5
Coding region: 249-1133 (294 amino acids)
Molecular function (GO): acireductone synthase activity; magnesium ion binding
Source: RefSeq, a predicted model, not a curated record
AGCAGAACACUUCCUGGGCACGCGGCUAUUAUUAUGCACGCUCAAUGUGUUGAGAACGUUCAAAUGGGUCUGCUGACGUGACGAGCCUCCACUACCCAACAUUAGCUAAUUGAAAAGGAACCUAACACGACUUGGAAAGGAAUUGGUUGUCCUCUUUCUUAGGUUGGCUACCGUAUUUUUUUCAACCUGGAUAGCUGAGUAGAUAGCUUAACUAACAAUCGCCAUACUUGGUGGAUUUAGACAGAAACAUGGAUAUGGUUUUAAUCCCUGCAAACACUACCGCACUUUUGCUGGAUAUUGAAGGAACCACGACACCAAUAACGUUUGUGAAGGACAUUUUAUUCCCAUACAUCAAAGAUCAUCUUGAAGAGCAUCUGUCUGCGCAUUGGGAAGAAGAUGAAUGCAAACAAGAUGUGCAUCUCCUGAAGAAACAGGUUGAGGAGGACCUGCGUCUGAACCGAGCAUGUGCACAGCACGCCCUGGACCAGUCUGGGCACACGGACGAGGAGAAAGCCAUCAGAGAGGUGGUGGACAACGUGCUGUGGCAGAUGGCUUCAGACAGGAAGACCACAGCCCUGAAACAGCUGCAGGGACACAUGUGGAGGGCGGCCUACACUGCUGGGAGAAUCAAAGGCGAGCUGUACCAGGAUGUGGUUCCAUCCAUCAGGAGGUGGAGACUGCAAGGCCUGAAGGUCUAUAUCUACUCAUCUGGCAGCGUGGAAGCCCAGAAACUACUGUUUGGAUACUCUGUAGAGGGAGAUGUCCUAGAUCUAUUUGAUGGCCACUUCGACACCAACAUAGGCGCCAAAGUAGAAAGUAAAAGCUAUGAGAGAAUUGCGGAGAGAAUGGGCUGCCUGUCUGAGGAAAUCAUGUUCCUGACAGAUAUCACACGGGGUAAGUGUUGUAGCAGGCAAAUGAGUUCAACGGUGAAUGCUCUUUACAUAUUGUUUGGGCCAGAGCCUUUCUACCUAGCUGGAUCAGCCUCCGAAGCUUUGCCAACCUUAGCUAUGACUGAGUUCCACAGUGGAAUUUCCCACUUGCUUGUCAAAGGGCUUGUCCUAAACUACAACAACCCAGCUUGCAUUAGACAAGUACAUAUGCUGCUUAUAGAAUAUCAAAUGGGCAUAUUUUAACUUGUAUUUAUUUUCCUGUUUUAUGGACUGUUUUAUGGACACGCAUGUUCUCAAUAACCUAUUGGGUAACAUGAAGGAAGAUGAUACGUUUACCUGAUAACUGAAGCCAUGUAGCUAGCCCUGCUUUAGAGCAGAAUAGCACUUGGAAAGGCUGUUCUAUCAGCGUUAAAUUAGUACAGUGUUAGAGCUAUAUGCUGUACUGCAUCAGAGUGCGAGCCUCCCCUGAGGUAUGGCGACUACAUGUCUCGGAUUGCGCGGGACAGUCCAGCAGUUUGGCCCUUUGUCCCCCAUCCCGCAACUAUACUGUUAUGUCCUGCAUUUUAUCAACAAAUUAAAAUUUCUUAUUUUACAUUUGUCCCGUUUUUCAUUCGAACCGGUCUCUUGCAGUUAGGCUUAUGGAAUGAUGUAGGCCUAUAUCAUUAGGAUUUGGUACAGGGGUGUUGAACACUUCUCCAAUCGUUGCUGAGAUCUGAUUCUGUGCAAGACGAGACACAGGCCAAUGUCAACCAAUGACAUUUCUCAAAUCCUUUCGGGCUAAAUUCCAGCUGAACUCAGAGGACAGUUAGGCCUAACUACUUACAAAAAGCUGAUGAAGAGUAAGUCCACAGCUGUAUUAGACUGAAAGAUGGGCUAUAGGGUGAUUGUCAAACUUGAGGCUCUCUAUGCUCAUUAGUUGCUCAUUCAUCAUAUUUUCUACUACUUCACUCAAUCCCGUUAUACAUUCCCUGAGACCAACCAGAAAUGUUUCCUUGGCCACACACUCCCAGAUUUUCAUAAAACAGCCACAUGUGGUGUGUGUUUAUUUAUUUAGUUUUUUUUUGCGCAUCACCAAAAGAGUAGGCUAGGUGUGCUUCAGUUGGCUCAUUCAGUGCAGCGGGAGAAGGGGUGUAGUGCUGCAGGAGCAGUGCCACUUCUUACAGUGGUGCUCAUCUAGUAAAGUUGGAUCAAAGCUGAAUCCAUGUCUUGGAAUAUCACACGGUUGAAAUAGUAUUCUAUAUAAUAGCAUAGUAUAAUGUUACUGUUACUAAUUUCUUGAGAUUUUAAAAAUGGUUAGCUGAAUAGUACAUUUAUAAAAAAUCAAAUGCAAUCAAAACUCCACAGCGAGGCAGAAUGGGAUUUUGAUUGGAGAGAAGAAAAAAAAACUAAGGCUAUAUAGUUUAACACAAUCUUUUCUCAUUUUCUCACAAAACAGUCAU